Olea europaea var. sylvestris is the source of this 974-nucleotide messenger RNA. RefSeq names its product methyltransferase-like protein 6. NCBI's taxonomy places the organism in Eukaryota, Viridiplantae, Streptophyta, Magnoliopsida, Lamiales, Oleaceae. The transcript has 5 exons. Bases 166 to 669 code for a protein of 167 amino acids. The record is from RefSeq and is a predicted model, not a curated record.
UUGUUCCUGUGAUGCAGUGAAAAAGAGAGCACCAUCUUGUAUGCCUGUGACUGCAGCACUGAAGCUCUUGAGAGAGCUAAAGAGAUCAUUAAUGCUGAUAACUCAAUCUCUACUAAGCAUCGUUUUCAUUCAUUCCAAUGUGACUUUUCAACCCUUGGAUUUCCUAUGUGGUUGGCCUGCAAUACUUGUAGAGGAAGUUUCUUGGAGAAGCAGUUUCUAGGCUUCCCAGGCGAAGACAACUGUAAGAUAGAUAUCAAUAGUCCUUCCUGCUCCGAGGAAAAUAAGUGCUGCAUUGGUGGAGUGGAUUUCAUUACCUUGAUUUUCACAUUAUCAGCCGUACCACUUGACAGGAUGCCCACUGCUAUUACCCAAUGCUUCUCUAUUUUAAAGCCGGGUGGUCUGCUUUUAUUCAGGGAUUAUGGUCUUUACGAUAUGACCAUGCUUAGGUUUGAGCCUGCACAAAGAGUGGGAUAUCGAGAAUACUUGCGGUCAGAUGGAACACGAUCUUAUUUCUUCUGCUUGAAUAGCGUGAGAAAUUUGAUGUCUGCUGUGGGCUUCACUGAGCUUGAGCUCGAAUAUUGCUGUGUGAAGUCAGUGAAUCGCCGGAGCGGGAAGAUCAUGCGAAGAGUAUGGGUUCAUGGGAAGUUUCAGAAGCCCAUCUGUGAUUGAAAGCAGAUUACUCGUCUAUGGUGGCAUUAAUCAGCUCUGGCACAUCAAUUAUCUUGAUUUCAAUCACUUUCUUUGUUAUGCCCUUUUUAAAAGGUUAUGCCGUGUGCUGACACAGAUGUAAAAUUUAUUUAUCUGUAAUUUAUUCUCAGCACGAUCUCACCGGCGCCUUGAGCGCAAAUUUUGAUCAAAAGCCUGGAGAGAAUCAAAAUGGAGUGGCGAUGAGAAACCUAUUACCUUUAAGCAUUACAAAUGUUCGUGUAAAUUUGCAUGCAAAUUGGUAUCUUCAAAAUCACUUUUGCUAUCUA